Messenger RNA from Paraphaeosphaeria sporulosa, 1742 nucleotides. RefSeq lists its product as uncharacterized. The record is from RefSeq and is a predicted model, not a curated record. Lineage: Eukaryota; Fungi; Ascomycota; Dothideomycetes; Pleosporales; Didymosphaeriaceae. The transcript is spliced from 5 exons. Bases 393 to 1469 code for a protein of 358 amino acids.
CUACCGUGUCCCCGUAGCCCUGACUAAACGCCUUCUGGAAUUGAUCGCCGAUACUCAGUCUGGUCGUUUGUACCAAACUUUCGCUUCAUGCAACUCUUACGAGUGGACGGCUUGCCUUUGUGCAGACUGUGGCGAGGGACCAGGCUGCCCGUUGCUUUCUUCCGACAACCCAAGCCAAGAGACGUCAGGCUUCAUCCGUGAGGGAUCAGAGGUAGGAUACUUCCUGUCAGCGUCUCAUGAAUGAUCCGUGAAAGCUUGUCAAUUAAGGUUUGAAUUCAUUCUUAAGACCCUAUGAUCUGCACUCUUGAGGGUCCAUAAUUCUCGCCAGUCGCCGUCAACUGGUAUCACGACUCUCACUAUCGAUUUCACCGUACUGAUAAGACCCGGUCAACAUGGUGCUGCCGAGCGGGCGAGGGCAGGCGCAACAGGACGCUUGCACAGGCGUCGCAACCGCAUUUACCAUCACCUCAUUUCUAAUUGUUGGUCUCCGCACUUACGUUCGCUCACGAAUAGUGCGAAACUUUGGUAAAGAUGAUGCCUUUAUGGUUGGUGCUGUUGUCUUUACACUCGGAUAUCUAGUAUGCAUCUGGAUCAUGCGCGACAACGGAAUGGGCUACAGCGGCAAGGUGUUGAAGCUCGACCAGAUGACUACCCUUAUCCAAACAACACUGGCAAUUCAGAUUCUCUACUAUCUCCUCAUCGCAUGUGUCAAGAUUUCAAUCUGCUUUUGCUACUUGCGCAUAGCUGCGGACAAGUACUUCGCUCGCCUGGUCAAAGGGACCAUCUACUUUCUGGCCACCUUCUGCGUCAUUUGUGUGAUCGUCUGCCUGACCCAAUGCAUUCCCCUCCGUCAGAUGUGGAACUUUACAAGCGUACCAUUAGGAACAUGUGUAAACACUACUGCACUGUUCUACACUACGAGCUCGAUAAAUAUCAUCACUGAUAUAUGGAUAAUCGUCCUACCAGUACGAACACUGCUUAAGAUCCAGCGGCCCAACCGCGAAAAGCUCGGUCUUAUCUUCGUCUUCGGUCUCGGUGUAUUUUCGACGAUUGCCUCCAUUGUACGCCUGCACGCGAUCCGCAUCUACACAGAGUCCACCGACCCCUUUUACGACUCGGUUCCCAUCAACCUCUGGUCGAUGGUCGAAGUCAACAUUGGCAUCUGGUGCGCAUCGAUCCCCUCGCUCAGGAUCAUCCUCAUUCGCCGCCGCGCCGCCACCCAGGCCUCGCGCUCAGCCGGCACGUACAAGUACCACAGCAGUGGGCGAAGCGGGGCAAAAGACCCCGGUAACAGCGCGAGUGGAGGGUCGAAAAAUCUCGAGAGUUUCGACAUGGGCAGCGUGGACCUGACAAAUCCCGAGGCCGCUAGGAAAGCAAGCAAGGGCGACAGCGAGUGGAGCAGCCAUGGCAGCGACGACCAGAUCUAUUUUCCCGGCGCAUACAAUCCCACGCCAAAGCUUCCUGUUUGAUGCGGAUAUAUGUGGUGCGUAUGAUAACGCGGGGUUGCAUCGGAUGGUCCCGAACCGGAGUCUGGGUGUUUGGGUGGGAGGCGACUUGGUAUAGGCUUCCUUUGCAUCGGUAUCGGUCUUUUCCAUGGUUCUGCUAAGUCACUCCUUUGAUAUCCACCCUGGCGCAGUGGGUUUGGUCACGAGUCUCUGGAUCUCGUAAACCUCGUUGACCAACUUCUAAUGCACGAAAGCAAAAAGCUUCCCGGCUAAUUUCGUGUUGCACUUGAGAAGCUC